UUUAUUGGCAUUGGGAACCGUAAUUGUAGUUCCCUAUGCAGAUUUAUACCGAGCGCCUAGGAGUACUUGCGUGCUUCUGGUUGUCUCUGCUUUUUGUGGUAACAGGCUUAAGCGACGGAGUCCAUAGGACAAUCGAGGUAGUUGGAUUGGGAGAAUGCGCAGACUGCAAGGAGAAUAAUAUGAAGACUAACCAGGCUUUCUCAGGGCUACGUGUGACGGUUGACUGCAAGUCAGCAAAUGGACAGUUCAAAACGAGAGGGACUGGUGAGCUUGAUGAAAAUGGAAACUUCAAAGUGUCCCUUCCGUACGAUCUUGUAAAAGAUGGUGAGCUAAGAGAAGAAUGCUACGCCCGUCUUCAUAGUGCAUCAGCUACACCUUGCCCUGCCCACGAUGGCAUGGACCACUACAAAAUUGUCAUUAAGUCAAAAGCUGGUGAAAAAUACACCCUUGAGCCUGCUGGGAAACUCAAAUUCUCAACAGUGAUAUGCACUUCAGCCUUUUUUAUGCCUUUGCCACCUUUCCCAAAGCUUCAUAAACCACAUUUCCCCUUCCCUCCUAAAGUGUUCCCACCAUUUCCACCAAAGUUUUUCCCAAAGUACCCUCUCCCUCCUCCUGUGCCCAUCUUUAAGGCACCUCUUCCUCCACUUGUACCAAUCUAUAAGAAACCUCCUCCGUUUCCAAUUGUCAAGAAGCCUUGUCCACCAAAAGUCAAGAAACCUCUUCCCCCACCUCUCCCAAUUACCAAGAAGCCAUCCCCACCAAAAGUUAACAAGCCACUUCCACCUUCCAUUCCAAUUUCCAAGCCUAUUCCUCCUCCCACUCCAAUCUACAAACCACUUCCACCUUCCAUUCCUAUCUCCAAGCCCAUUCCUCCUCCCACUCCAAUCUAUAAACCACUUCCACCUCCCACUCCAGUUUCCAAGCCACUUCCACCUUCCAUUCCUAUCUCCAAGCCCAUUCCUCCUCCCACUCCAAUCAAUAAACCACUUCCACCUCCCACUCCAAUUUCCAAGCCACUUCCACCUUCCAUUCCUAUCUCCAAGCCCAUUCCUCCUCCCACUCCAAUCUACAAACCACUUCCACCUUCAAUUCCUAUCUCCAAGCCCAUUCCUCCUCCUAUUCCAAUCUACAAACCACUUCCACCUCCUACUCCCAUUUACAAGCCCAUUCCUCCUCACACCCCCAUUUGCAAGCCCAUUCCUCCUCACACUCCCAUUUCCAAGCCACUUCCACCUUCCAUUCCUAUCUCCAAGCCCAUUCCUCCUCCCACUCCCAUUUCCAAGCCACUUCCUCCUCCAACUCCCGUCUAUAAGCCCCUUCCUCCUACUGUUCCAAUCCAAGUACCACCCUUUUUCAAACCUCUUCCACCUUUCCAAAAGUUUCCUCCAUUCAAGAAGAAGCCAUGUCCACCUCUUCCCAAGAUUCCUCCAAAGUACUUUUUCCAUCACCCAAAAUUCGAAAAGUGGCCUCCUGUACCUCCCUUUUCUCCUCAUUCAUAGGCUAUUAUUUAUUGCACUUGGAGUAACACAGAUACAUGCAUGUUUUCUAUCUGCUUUUUUGCUUCCUGUAUUAGCAAGGAGGUUGAAAUUUGUUGUUUCCAAAUAAAAUCCUAAAUGCAGAAUGUGAGCAGAGGAGCAUGAAGAGUGAAAGUAGAGGGGGAAAAUGA
Messenger RNA from Gastrolobium bilobum, 1666 nucleotides. Its product is annotated as proline-rich protein 4-like. The transcript is spliced from 2 exons. The record is from RefSeq and is a predicted model, not a curated record. Bases 36 to 1499 code for a protein of 487 amino acids. Lineage: Eukaryota; Viridiplantae; Streptophyta; Magnoliopsida; Fabales; Fabaceae.